Molecule: messenger RNA, 3011 nt
Organism: Cuscuta epithymum
Lineage: Eukaryota; Viridiplantae; Streptophyta; Magnoliopsida; Solanales; Convolvulaceae
Source: the annotation of a GenBank genome assembly
UGUCAGCUUUCUUACUUUCGGACUUGGCAACUCCGAAUCCAGAGGAUGAGAUUUCGGGCUCCGUGAUUGGUUGGCUACAGAUCGGUUUGUUGUUAUAAAUUGACCUUCAACCUCCAUUCUCCCAUACCUUCAACCACCCCUUUCUACCCUCCUCUCAUCCUCUUUAUUGUUUAUUGAAAGGUUUGUAAUGGCCGAACGAGUUGCACACCCAGGGCCUCAGGAUCGUUCAGUGUUGUUUAUGCUACCGGAUGAGCAUCGUGCCGAUCGUGUGUGGCAUGAAUCAUCAUUUCGUGACGUCAAACUGAAAUGCCAGCACUAUUCGAGAGAAGCCUACGUUGAGGAGGGUCCGCGUCAUCCUAGGGUGGUACAGUUGCUGAGAGUAUCGGGCUUUCAUGGUGUGGAGAGAAUAGGACAAUUGCAGUUAGAUUGGUCUCUUGUGACUGCGUUAGUGGAGAGGUGGAGACCCGAGGUACAUGCAUUUCAUUUGCCCUUUGGUGAGGUAGGAUUGACCUUGCAGGACGUACAAGUGUUGUUGGGGUUGCCUAUUGACGGCAUACCACUCACCGGUCCUACGAUUACUGAGAAAGCAGCGUUAUUGCAGAUGUGUGCAGAUUCUGUUGGUUUUAUACCAACAGAUGAGGAUUUAAAUUCACCCACCAUAAAAGUACCGAAUAUCCACCGCAUUCCAUUAACUGAAUGGAGCACUGAGAACGAGGUGACUCAACACACUAGAGCCCUCAUUUGGCAGUUGUUAGGCGGUUCGUUAUUUCCUACCACUAGUGGGAACAUGGCGAGCUGGUACUUCUUGGAGUUGUUGCAGGGCAACUUAGCAGAAGUGCACCGAUGGAGCUGGGGCUCAGCCGUCUUGGCCUAUCUUUAUCAUACCAUGUGUAAGGCGGCCAAGGCCAAGGCUAAACAGAUCGGAGGAUGUCUAAUUCUUUUACAAAUUUGGGCAUGGGAAAGGUUGCCGAUGUUUCGGCCCCAAGGUCAUCUCCCUUUGGAAAGUAUUUUGGAUUUCCCAUAUGCUGCUAGGUGGGCAUGUCAUCAUGAUUAGCAACAAACAAACAGAUUUUCGUUGCGGAUAUACAGGGACCAACUAGAUCGGAUCACGGAAGAUGAGUUUGAAUGGACCCCCUAUCCGUUGAUGGCCCUGCCAGACUUUUGCCAUUUUGCAGACGAUUUGUGGGGUGCGGAGGUUCCAUUGAUAUAUACGCAUAUUUCUGAGGCGUACUAUCCUGGCAGGUUUUGUCGUCAAUUCAACGCAUAUCAGAAUAAAUCCAGACUAUAGGUAACAUUGUAGCAUUUUAUUAAAUCUACUAUAUAUGUUUGUGUGGUUCAUAGUAAUUAUGUAGUUGGGAUUAAGAUAAAACAAUUACUAUUAGUAUCAACCCCGCCAUAAUUGCAUUCCGACUUACACAAGAGCCAAAAUCGACAAACUGCUUACAAGUAAGUUCAUCGCUUCUGAAAUAAGUUCUACAAUUCGCAUAAAACCAGACUAUAGUAUUAAGCUAAUAAUGAAUGACAUACACCAAAAGUAUAACAUUCGUGUUGGAUAUAAGAAAGCAUGGUAUGCACGUAUAUUAGCAUUGGAGCAACGGUUCGGCAAUUGGGAGACAUCGUACAACGAUCUCCCAAAUGUCUUACAAGCAAUGGCGUAUACUAACCCAGGGAGCAUAAUUGAUAUUCAAAGUGAUAACACCAACACCCAAGGAACAUAUGAGUUUAAAUUUGCAUUUUGGUCAAUAAAAGCGGCGAUUGACGGCUUCAAUCACUGUCUUCCGGUGGUGUCAAUUGAUGGAACUCACUUGUAUGGCAAGUACAAGGGUCAUCUCCUAGUCGCGGUGGCAAUGAAUGCCAACCGUGAAAUCUACCCUCUAGCAUUUGGAGUGGUAGAUAGUGAGAAUGGUGCUAGUUGGAAGUGGUUCUUACAAUUGCUUGUGACACAUAUCAUACCCCCUGAUCGAAAUGUUUGCAUCAUCUCCGAUAGGCAUGCGGCUAUAGAUUAUGCAUUUCGAAAUGUGGAACAAUUGGGAACACCUCAAAUUCAGAGACGUUAUUGUCUUCGCCACAUUAGAAGCAAUUUCAUGACCCAAUUUAGAAGUAAACAACUAAAGAAGUUGUGUUGGCGAGCAGGAAGUACCCCAAUUGUAAGUGAAUUUCAUCAUUAUAUGCAACAAAUUCGGGGUACUAACGAGAGAGCUUUCAAGUAUUUAAAUGACAUUCCCCAAGAAAAGUGGGCACUUUGUUUUGAUGGUGGUUGUCGAUAUGGUAUUUUAACGACAAAUCUUUCAGAAAGUUUCAACAAUGCUCUCAAAGGAUGUAGGACAUUGCCAAUCAGUGCCCUUGUGCGAGCGACUUUUGACAAACUGGUCCAGCUCUUCGCCCAACGUCGUACUGCUGGUAUGAUGUGGCAGCAAGCUGGAUAUCAUUUUCCGGACAACAUUCGGAAAGAGCUUAUGGAGCGUUGGCAACAACGACCUCACACUGUGGUUCUUCCACACAACCAUUACACAGGAAUUUACUCGGUCUCCGUAGAAAAUGCAACACCUGUUACGGUUAAUCUAUCCAGACGUGUUUGUGACUGCGGUUGUUGGAGGAUGAACGGAAUGCCAUGUGUCCAUGCACAUUCUGUGUGCCAUUUUCUAAAUUGCAGUGUUGAUUAUCUUAUUCCUGAGGUAUACAAACUGAGUUCUUACAUAAAUGCACAUUCCAGUGAUAUCAUGCCAUUUCCGAAUAUGAAUGAGUGGCCGCAAAAUGAGUUCAUUCUUCUUCCGCCUAAGUACUCUUCCAGAACUUCUCGAGCUGGGCGCCGUCAAGAAACAAGAUUUCCAAAUGAGAUGGAUAUGCGUCCAAGACGAAGAGGACAACAUGAUUGAUUUGUAUUUGUACUCUUAUAAUGUAAUCUGUUUUUGUACUUUGUUUUAAUGUUUUAAAAUAUUUAUUAGCCAUAUGUUUUAUAUGUACCUUUAAUAUGACUUAUUGUGCAAUGAACUUUGUUUUAUUUUGAAUUC